GUUUCAAACAUGACGCUGACACGACACAUCUCGCUUUUUCUUCUUCGUUUCCGUCUUCGUACAGAUUUGAAAUCCAAAUUUGAAUAAUUCAUACACACAACUCUUCUCUCAAUUGAUCAUAUUCUUUCCACUGAUUAACCGAUCAGAUCGAACAAAUAAACCAUGGAUGAGGUCAUGACAGUCGCCGAUGCAGUUUCCUCCUCGCGAACCGCCGCUCAAACGACGUCGUCUUCAUCAUCUACGGCCUCAUCGUUGUCCGUGUUACCGAGUAACCUCCCUCUCCUCUCCGCUUUUCUCUCCUGCGCACUUGCCCAGUUCUUUAAGAUCUUCACCAAUUGGUAUAAAGAAAAGAGAUGGGAUUCUAAAAGAAUGUUCGACUCUGGCGGAAUGCCGUCUUCUCAUUCCGCUACCGUGACCGCACUAGCGAUGGCUAUAGGCCUACAAGAAGGGACGGGAUCGCCGGCUUUUGCAAUUGCGGUUGUCUUAGCCUGUGUGGUGAUGUAUGAUGCCACAGGUGUCAGGCUUCAUGCUGGGCGGCAAGCUGAGUUGCUAAAUCAAAUUGUCUGCGAGUUUCCUCCUGAACACCCAUUAUCCAGUGUUAGACCACUGCGUGAAUUACUUGGGCACACUCCACUUCAGGUUGUGGUUGGAUCCUUGUUGGGAUGCAUUGUAGCAUACCUUAUGAGAAGCACAGACUAGUACUGCGGCAUUACGGCUAUCUCGUACUCGUUAGUAGUGAGUUGAUUUGCAGAAGUCUCAAAUUGUCGGCCAGAGUGCUGUAUAUGACAUUCAAUUAUUGGAGGAGGCAAUGCCUGGAAAUCGAUGCACUUCUUAUGUAUCUUUUAGAAUGACAGAAUUCAGAACAAAUAAUUAUUCAUGACUGUAUUCAUCAAAAAAAGAAUUAUUCAUUAAUGUACUUGAUAGAGUAAAGUAAUUAACCAUCUUUCAAAAAGUA
This is a messenger RNA of Mercurialis annua (annual mercury), 955 nucleotides long. RefSeq lists its product as uncharacterized. The coding region runs from base 163 to 699 and encodes 178 amino acids. The transcript is spliced from 5 exons. The record is from RefSeq and is a predicted model, not a curated record. NCBI's taxonomy places the organism in Eukaryota, Viridiplantae, Streptophyta, Magnoliopsida, Malpighiales, Euphorbiaceae.